AUGCAACAAACAAGGCUUCAUUGGAAAGGAUUCACAACAGUAUAUUUAUGCUAUGUUUGGAUGGCCCGCAGCCAGCAGGUGAUGGUGACCCUUUUGACCUGGCAGCUUCUAUUGUUCUUCAUGGGGGAGGCAGUGAUUUGUACACAGCCAAUCGGUGGUUUGAUAAAACCUUACAG
Messenger RNA from Candidula unifasciata, 176 nucleotides. The record is from the annotation of a GenBank genome assembly. Lineage: Eukaryota; Metazoa; Mollusca; Gastropoda; Stylommatophora; Geomitridae.